UGGCGGCUGUGCGGAGCUUCGUUCUGUUUCAUGGCGGAAAUAUUUCAUCUCCUGCCGCAACAAUGAGUUCAGGCCAGGCUUUGAGAGAGUUUAUCAACGAGCGACUCACAGCUGCUGCUGGAGAAAUCUUCACCGUGUUUCAACAAACUAUCGUCCAGUACGAGGAGGAGAUUGACCGACAGCGCAGAUUGUUGGAAAUGAUCUUGAAACCUCAAAUCAAGUUACACAGAAUAGCAGAGCUCCCACGACACCAUGGGUGUAGAGAGGAGCAGCUCUUUAAACAGGAAGCCAACUACUGUCCAGAGCAGAGAGAACCAGAACCUCCACAAACCGAAGAGGAACAAGAACUACGUGGACUUGUGCUGUUAAGUGAGAAACAGAAGGAACCAGAACCUCCACAGAUCAAAGCGCAACAGCAAAAAACAGGACUUCAGCAGUUUAAAGAGGAACACGAGGAACCAGAACCUUUACAGACUGAGAUGCACGAGGAAGCCGGUACCAGCCAGGAGGGACAGCGGCAAAUUGUGAUUCCUUUACAAAGUGAUUCCUUUAAGUUUCCUUCUAUUAAGGAUGAAAGUUACCUGAGUGAACCAGAAGAAGUUUCAGAGACUGAGCAGUUCCUCUCUCAGGACUCUGAAGUCCACCAUGUGAAAAAACACCGGGACUCAGAAUCAGCUGUAAAUGCAGAGCUGAAAGAAAUCGGCAUGUUUCAUAGUGACGUUGUGGAGAACCUUCCUGAGUCAGAGAAGCAGGAUGAAUGUGGAAAACUUCCCUGUGAGGAAACAUGUGGUGAAAUUAUCCAGAAAAAACAUGAGACGUGUCAGAACCUAGGCACUGUCAAUCCUGCGUCAGAGAAAAAUACUGAAUAUGAAAAACUGAAAGAGUAUUCUUGUAAAAUAUGUGGGGACAGUUUCCGGCAACACGGUAAUUUGAUGACUCACAUGAAAAUUCACAGAAGUGAGAAGCCGCAUCCUGGUGAAACAUGUGAUAGAAGUUUAAGUCAGCUGAAUUGCUUGACGAGUCACAUGAAAAGUCACACAGGUGAGAAGCCUUAUUCUUGUCUAAUAUGUGGGAAAAGUUCCAGCAGUAACAGUAGUUUGAGGAUUCACAUGAGGGUUCACACAGGCGACAAGCCGUAUUCCUGCCUAACGUGUGGGGAACUCUGCAGUGAACGGAGUAGCUUGUUGCGCCACUUGAAAACUCACAAGGGGAUGAAGUCUUGACAGACAGAAUCAGGUUAGGAAUUCAAACACUUCAGGAAAAUUGUUUCUGGUUUGUCACAAAAACUAAGAUUGAAAUAAUUUUGGUUUCAUUUGAGUUGAGUCUGGAAAACAGUCCACUGGUCACAUUGUGAGUCUCAAAGAAACACAUUUCACUUUUGUUUCUCACAUCAAUGCUUUUUUGACUGUUUUGAAAAAUGCUUCAUUUCAAGUGUUGUAUGGGUAGAUGUGAAUUUUGUAUUAAUAAAUAAAAUGUU
This is a messenger RNA of Salarias fasciatus (jewelled blenny), 1477 nucleotides long. Its product is annotated as zinc finger protein OZF-like. NCBI's taxonomy places the organism in Eukaryota, Metazoa, Chordata, Actinopteri, Blenniiformes, Blenniidae. Gene Ontology annotation, cellular component: nucleus. The transcript is spliced from 2 exons. The record is from RefSeq and is a predicted model, not a curated record. Gene Ontology annotation, biological process: regulation of gene expression. Bases 63 to 1223 code for a protein of 386 amino acids.